Brassica napus (rape) is the source of this 1970-nucleotide messenger RNA. Its product is annotated as probable polygalacturonase At3g15720. The transcript has 10 exons. Lineage: Eukaryota; Viridiplantae; Streptophyta; Magnoliopsida; Brassicales; Brassicaceae. Gene Ontology annotation, biological process: carbohydrate metabolic process. Gene Ontology annotation, molecular function: polygalacturonase activity. The record is from RefSeq and is a predicted model, not a curated record. The coding region runs from base 661 to 1863 and encodes 400 amino acids.
UAUUUUUUAAAUAUGAUAUUAUCAUUUUAAAAUUCGUUUUUAGUUAUAUAAGAUAUAUUUAUAAAUUCAUUAAGAUAACAACACAAUAAUUAUCUUAUUUGUUUUUUUAAAUGAUAUUAUUUAUAUUAAUUCAUUUUAAUUAUAUAAUAAAAAUAUAUAAAAUAUUAUUAAGGGUAACAAUGACAUUAACCGGUCUAACUUUUAACGUGAAAACUUCGUUGCGAAAAAUCAUUUCGCAAAUAAUAGUAUAGAUCAUAAGGUUAAAGCAAUCUGAUUAUAAUAUACACCCAAAUCUAAUUCUACUUUAGAAUUUUUCAGUGCAUUUUUUUUUUCUGUUUAUGUAUUUUCAUCUCUGUUGCAACUUAUAUUCUUGACUGUUUCUAUAAUAUUUAUUUCUUAAAUCUGAGAAUUAAGAUUUUUGUCUAAAUCUAAUAAUCUAACUGGAUAUACAUCUAGUUGGAUAAGUACAUGCGUCCCCUAUAUGUAUAAACUUGUUGAGUGUAUUUUAGGUAUAAAAUCUGCGAAUUUCAGAACAAAAUAUAUGAUUGUAAGUAUAUAAAUGUGUCAUAAACAGAUACAGACACAAUACCUUACAUUCGAUCAUCUGACCACCAUCUUUUUUGUUUGUUCUUUUAGCAAAAAAAUCGUUUUCUUUUGUUAAUGAAAUCAUCGUAUCUUCGUCACAGAAUGGAAAUCAUAGUACGUGUUGUGUUCGUGUUGACGUUAGUCAAUUUUGGAUUUGUAAAUGGUCAAAUCUAUGAUGUCCUUAAAUUUGGUGCCGAGGGAGAUGGUACAACCGAUGAUUCAAAGGCUUUUGUAGAAGCAUGGAAAGCUAUGUGCAGUAGUGGUGGGAGUAAUAAAACACUCCUUAUUCCUUCAGAUAAUACCUUUUUACUACAACCUCUAGUGUUUCAAGGUCCUUGUAACUCUCCAUCUGUACAAGUUCAGUUGGACGGAAAGAUUGUCGCCCCUCUUAACAAAGCAGCAUGGUCAGACUUGAAGUCAUACGAAUGGGUCAGUUUUCAUAAAAUCAUCGGCCUAACGGUCCUUGGUUCAGGAACAAUCAAUGGACGUGGUUCAUCUUUCUGGGAGGCCAAUAUGCCAGCUUCUAAACGCCCUACUCAAUUGCAUUUUAAAGGAUGCAAUAAUCUUGAAAUAAAUGGAAUAACCUCAUUCGAUAGCCCGAGAAAUCAUAUCUCAAUCCGCGAUUGCAGACAAGUGAAAAUCACGCAGAUAAAAAUUAUUGCGCCUGGUGAUAGUCCUAACACCGAUGGAAUUGAUAUUUCAACAUCAACUGAUGUAGAAAUAUAUGACACUAUAGUUGGAACUGGAGAUGAUUGUGUAGCUUUAAACAGUGGAAGUAUAAAUAUCAACAUCACAAGGAUGCAAUGUGGUCCUGGACAUGGAAUAAGUGUGGGAAGUUUAGGAAGAGAUGGAGAAGAAUCUAUAGUUGAGAACGUCCAAGUGACCAACUGUACUUUCAAUGAGACGACCAAUGGAGCGAGAAUUAAGACAUGGCCGAAUGGAAAAGGAUAUGCAAGGAAUAUAGUUUUCAAGGAUAUCACGCUCACUGAAACCCAAAAUCCAAUUAUAAUCGAUCAACACUAUAUAGACAAGGGACAUAUCCACGUAGAGGAAUCAUCAGCAGUGGCGAUAAGCAACGUGAUAUUCACAAAUAUACAUGGAACGUCACAAAAAGAUGAAAUUAUAAAGAUAGAUUGCAGCGAUGUCACAUCUUGCAAAGAUAUCGUUCUAGAUAGAAUUGAUAUUACUACGUUCGAUGGAAAUAAGCCACUAAUUGAAUGCAGUAACGCGUAUGGAAAGUCGACUAAUGCUUAUGAUGGUUGCUUGAAGGCACAGUAAUAUAUCUUUAUAUAUCAAAUUAAUUUAAUUUAUAAGUUGGGAAUAAUAUAUCAGCUGAAUGUAAUAUUAUAUUAUCAUUUAUCAACUAUUAUGUAUUCAUGAUUGAA